Sander lucioperca (pikeperch) is the source of this 1737-nucleotide messenger RNA. RefSeq names its product torsin-1A-like. The record is from RefSeq and is a predicted model, not a curated record. The transcript is spliced from 5 exons. The coding region runs from base 100 to 1083 and encodes 327 amino acids. Gene Ontology annotation, cellular component: nuclear envelope; endoplasmic reticulum lumen; endoplasmic reticulum. Lineage: Eukaryota; Metazoa; Chordata; Actinopteri; Perciformes; Percidae. Gene Ontology annotation, biological process: nuclear membrane organization; protein localization to nucleus. Gene Ontology annotation, molecular function: kinesin binding; ATP binding; ATP hydrolysis activity.
UAUUAAAAAGCUAUCGGUCUGCUGAGUCAGUGAGGUCUUACCGUGUUUGGAUUGUUUUACAAGAUAAAAACGGCUGACUUCUGGAAUUAAGAGGUUUUAAUGAUGAAAGCAGUACAUAUAUAUUUCUUGUUACACGUUAUUUUUUCGGCCAUUGUCCUGGUGAACACGUUUAAUCCCUUCACAAAAGUGAUGGAUGUCAAGAAUCUGUGGAAGAUGAUCUACACUCCGAGUGAAAGUUGUGAUUCUGAAUGGAUAUCCUUCAAUGCAGAAGGUUUCAAGGUUGACCUGGAAAGCAAACUGUUCGGACAACACAUUGCAUCACGCGUCAUCCUGAAAGCUGUGAAUGGAUUCAUGAGGGAUGACAACCCAAAGAAGCCCCUGGUGCUCUCUCUGCACGGGCGGAGCGGAAUAGGAAAGAAUGUUGUUAGUAGGCUGAUUGCUGCCCAUAUUUACAAGAAAGGAAUGGACAGCAGCUUCGUUCAUGUGCUUACAUCUGAACUUCACUUCCCACUUAAAAGUCAAUUUGAGACCUACAAGUCUCAGCUACAGCAGUGGAUCAAAGGCAAUGUCAGCAACUGUGAACGCUCCAUGUUUAUCUUUGAUGCGAUAGACCAGAUGCAUCCUGGCUUGAUUGACAGCAUAAAGCCGUACCUGGACUACUACGACAAGACGGAUGGGGCUUCCUAUCGGAAAGCCAUCUUCAUCUUUCUCAGCAAUGUUGGAGGGGAGAGCAUCACACAGAUAGCUUUAGAUUUUUGGAAAGCAGGACGAGAUCGAGAAGAGAUUGAGCUAAACGAUCUGGAAAAAGUGCUCUCCUUAUCAGCAUUCAACAGCAACAAUGGCUUGUGGCAUUCAGGUUUGAUUGACAAGAACCUGGUGGACUUCUUCGUCCCGUUCCUGCCUCUGGAGUACCGGCACGUCGUCCAGUGUGUCAUGGCUGAGAUGAAAGCCAAAGGACUUCGUCCAGACCAGAACGUGGCAAACAAAGUGGCCAAAGAUUUGUUGUAUUUCCCUAAAUCUGACAAAGUGUUCUCUGUCAGUGGCUGCAAGCUGAUAUGUACAAGACAUCACAUCUACACCUAAUGCUAACAUCUGAUGGAUGCAUAUGAUUAUUAUGUGCACUUUUUUAUCAAAGAAAACACUUUCAGCCAAAUGACUGAGGAGAGGAAGUUAAUAUUGUAAAUAAAUAUCCUUACAUUGGACUGGAAUAAUUAUCCCUUUAAAUAUACAAUCUACCUGUAGUUUGUUUAGCUGGUGGGUGUGUGUCCAUGUUUGUCCAGGGCAGGGAUUGGUCCAAUGUUUAUGGGUAGGUGUAGUCAUCUUACUCUUACUGAGUCUCUAAGAAUAAUAAAUGUGGUGGUUGUUGGACCACUGGUGAGAUCAGCACAAUAGCAUAUGAUUAUGAAAAUAUAUGAUAGAAAGAUAGAUAGAUAGAUAGAUAGAUGUUGUGUUUAUGUUAAAAUAAAAAACCUGGGUAUCAUAGUGAGAUCUAUCCUCUUUUUUUAUUAUUAUUAAGGAUAUGAUACAAAGUCAAACAUCAUGGAUUUCACAUAACCUCAAAAAGGUAGCCUAGAUAAAAAAACAGGAGAUGAAGAAAAUAUAAGAAAUAAUAUAAACAACAGACAGCAUUUUAAAAGUAUACACUAGAUAGAUAACCCAAUAAUAUGUAUGUUAUAAUGAUGAAUGGUAAAUACACUUUUCUUAAUAUGUUAUAGAUCAUUAGGCUAAAUAAAAAAG